GAAGUUUGCUCGUGCAAUCCGCCAUGACAGCUGAUUUAUUCUGGUUGACGUGAGGAGUCAUGUCAUGUAGAAAAUUCAACUACAAAUGGAAGAUUCAUUUUUUGGCUUCAACACGUCUCUGCCGGGUUUGUUAGAUGAAGAGUUGCAUGAUGAACCCGGUCAGGGCUUGGAUGAGGAGGAGGAGGAAGAAUAUGAUGCAUUGAAUGAUGAAACUUUUGGAACUGAUGCUGUGGAGGGUGAUUGGGAAGAGGAUCAUGAAAAGCUUGCUGAAAUAACAGAGCAGUCAAGAGCUCGUUGUGGUAGCUAUGGAAAUGAUGGAGCAGAGCGUUCUGAUGAGGCUGAACAUGACACAGGGCUUGAAUUAGAAGCUAGCCUUGCCCAGUUAGUGCUGGAAGAUUAUGAGGAUGAUGUGAUAGUGGAAAAUGGAACUAUAGGAGGCAAGCUUCAGAAUCAUAGGCAAGAGUCUAUUACAACAGCAGAGAAUUACAGUAGUUCAGCACCAUCUGGAUAUUCUGUAUGGACACCGACCAAACAUGAAAAUCAUCUACAAAGCACACAUCCUAUUACUCCUAGUAUACUUCCUGGAAAAAAUGUGGUAUCUGUGGAGGAACUGGAACGAGGUUUACUCUCCCAGCAGCACAAUCAGCAUAGCCAAGCACUGAAGCAACAACCUCCCUUAAUAGUUCCACCACCUCCUGGCCUUGGUCCCCCUGCUCCAAGCAGUGUGCUGAGGUUGGAAGAUGUGGAGAGGGACUUGACAGCCAAUGCAAGCCUGCCAGUUCAUUUGAGUCGUGGACAGACACAAAUUGUUCAACAUCCAGAUAUGGUCUUACUUCGGAACACCCAGAAUGCAGCAGCUGUGGCUUCUUUGGGUAGAGGACAUUUUCCUGGGCGGCUUCCCCCACCACCAAAGGCCCAAGUGUUGCCUUUGGGUCGUGGUCAAGUCAUGCUUCCUGGUGGACGUCUGGUAGGACCUUCAGGUGUUCAUCCUGGUUUACCUGGAAUUCCAGAUCUUCGCCAACUGCCUCAACAAAACCAUAGACUAAUGGGUUCUGCCCCGAAUUUGCUGCGUUUCAUUCCACCUCACCUGAUGGUACCUCCAGGUCAGGGUCAAGGAGGCAAAGGAAUUCCACACCCAGCUGGCUUUCCUGGCGACAAUGGCCUUCUGUUUCCCAAUCACCCCUUGGGACAUUUCCGCCCAGGUAUUCCGCAUGUUGAUCAACAUAGGCCAGGUGGGCAAGGUUUGUAUGGUCCUCGGCAAGAUCGCCAGGGGGCAUACUUCAGCAAUAACCGUAAUGGUGGGCCUAAUACUAAUUACCAGCAUCCAAAUCGUGGUGCUCCUCAUCAUCAUCAUUAUAAUCAUAGUAAUCGAGGUGGAUAUCAGAGUAAUCAAGAAUAUGAUGAAUAUGCUGGGCUAAUGACUACACGUGAAAAGCAUUGGUUAUUGAAUAUUCAAAUUCUGCAGCUGAAUACAGAUAGGCCUCAUAUUGAUGAUUACUACUACACCGUUUUCCAGUCUCGGCAGCCUAAAAGCGAGCAAGAUAGAGAGAGAGAUCGUAAACGAGAUGUCCAUAGGGAAAGAAGGGACAGUUUUAGAGAUCGAGAACCUAGGCAGGAUAGUCAACCUAGAGUUUAUACACCAGCUCAGUUUGAGAACUCUUUAGGGAAAUUGCAGAUUGGUAGUGUGACAGCUCCAAGAAAAAUAAUUGACAUGGAUGUUGUCUCAACUGAAGGCUUAGAUACUGUGCCAACUUCUAAUCAGCGGGAUACUAAAAGAGCAAAGCAAGUGUUAUUAGAAAUUGAAAGGUUAUAUUUGUUGCUGCUACAAAUAGAAGAUUUAUCUAGUACUUUGCCUGGUGUUCGAGAAUCAGUUACUGAAGAAAAACCAGUUCUCAUACAGAGAAUAAUGACUUCUUUAAUACAGGAGGAUCGUAUAAUUUCUGUAAUGUCUAUUAGAAAAGGAAAGAUGCUGAUUCUGCGACUCUUGCCACACCUUCCUGCCACAGAUAAUGGACCUCCUCAAAUACUUACCUUAUGGAGUCGCCUUUUAAGAGGUUUGGUUACAAUUGGACGCAGAGAUCAGGGUUCAGAUGCUGUACUGCCAAGGUUUCAUCCUUACUUUCACAAUUGGGUGACUACCUUGCCCUUCGCACCUCUUUUACAACUUGUAUGUAGCAUGUUACCUGCUCAGGGAGAAGGCAAUACUUCUACUCCUACACCAACUCGAACUACAUCUCCUGUGGGAAGAAAUGUUUUAAGCUAUGCCUUUAGCAACAAAUUUGGUGUAUCAGCUCUUGCCAGCAUGUUGAGUCGUGCAGAGGCUCUAUUUCCCACAUUAGACAGCAGUCAGCAGCAAGACUGGAAAGGAUUUUUGAGCAGCCUAUUUGAAACAGCUGCACAUGUUGCCUCUCCUGAAUCCCUGCCGGCUCCUCUGGAACCUCUCAGCACAACAUUGGCCAGUCAGCACUUCGAACGGCAUGAGUGUGUGCACAUAGAACGAUAUGCUCUUCUUGAACGCAUAUUUACUCGUAGAGACUCCGUUGCCACUGCAGGAGAUAAGAGCAACGAAAAUCUGGCUUAACGAGUGGUCUUUAUCAAAUUGCUGGAUCAGAAAUGGUCGUAUUUUAACAGUAAGAGUCAAAUGCUGUAAAUAUUGCAGAUAUUUUUACUCCACUGUUGACAGGAUACGCUGUACAGAAAUGUACACUUUAUUUGAUGACCUGAUAUGGCUCCAUUGUAUAAAUUCAUCUAAAUGCAUCAACUGCCUAAGACUAGUAGUUUCCAAUCUAGAAAGUACUUCGUUAUACAUGCUGGUAUCCAGAUGUUUUGUGUUAAUAUGGUUUACUUUCAUUACUCCAGAAAUAUAUGUGUAUAAAAUUAUUAUGGACAUGCAAACGCUUGCACUCUUGUGCAUUUAUUUUUAUUCCCUUGUUCACAUUACAUUGCGUUAGUGCAUGCAUUUUAAAACAUUAAUGUUCUUGUCCUGAUAAAAUAAAAUGGAGAUCAUCCAGAGUUAGUGUGAUUAGAAUAUCCAAAUUCUUAAAUUGGAAAAUUUCUAGUUCUUGAACGUGAUAUUGCAUUGCACCUUGUUGGCUUGAAAGUGAACAAAACAAUCAUUGUUUCUUUAAUAUUCUUUUUAAAAGUAAAAUACUAAAGUACUUUGUGCCCUUAGUUAAUGUGAUUACAAUUUAGUAAUGUUUUUAAGAUUACUGCAGGAAAAACUUGUUCUUCUUAAAGAUAUUUUACAAUGCAGUGACAAUCUCCAGUACACAUGUAUUUCUAGUUUUCAUAAUGAUUCUUAAACCAUACCAAAACUAUAUACUUGCUGUUAGUCAGAAUUGUUUUGAUGUUCUCAUUUAAAAAAAUUAAUUAACUCUUUCCUAUUGUUAUGAAAGCCUGGGUAUUGAAGGUGAAUGAUGUUACAUUUGGUUUUUUUUUGAUAAUCUGAAUGUGCCCUCAUGUUUGUUGUGAAUGUUCUAUACAGUUUAUAAUGAGAUCAAGAGUAGAGAAUAGGCACUUUUGAAGUUGCUGAAAUUAAAAAACGGACAUUUGAAUGGGAAAUUAUGGUUGGUUGUGCAUGGUAGCCAGUUGUGCGUGUGUGUGAUCUGUAAGAUUCUGUAUAGCAAGAAGAUCUGGUAUUUUACAAUUUAAUAAUAUUAUUACUCUGCAGUUUUUAUUAUAUCCUGCAUUUCAUGUGAAGCCCAUGUUUGUAGGACUAGAGAAAAUUAUUAUUUUACUAUGUAAACUAUUUACUUCACUGGAUAGGGAUAUAUUUUUUUUCAUCUCAAAGCUUGGCAUGACCCAUAAGCUUAUUAAUGAGAUAGAUGUUAAUUUCGAAUUAUUGGAUAUGUGGAAAAUGUACAUUUAGUUUGAUUUAAUAUUGCUCAGUGACAAUGUAGCAAGAACUCUUCAAAAUAACUUCACAAAUUUGUAAUUAUAAUUAAUAGAAAUGCAAUUUAUCUGCAAAUGCUUGUUUAUUAUAGUACAAUUCCAGUGUAUCAUUGUAAUUUAACCUUUCAGUUUUUUGUUUCUUCAGUGUUAUUAAAAUUUUUGUUUGUUUCAAUGAAUUCUUAAAAGAAUAUGCCUAAUGAUUGUUCAAAUAUGAGAAAUAUUUGUUCUUAAAAGUUUGUUGUCAAUAGAAGUGAAUUAUUUAUUUUUCAACAAUGAUAAGAUAUAACUCGAUGGUUUUUUUUCAUUUACUGUUCUAUACCUACUGAAGAGAACAUUGUUUUCUGACUUUGAUCCUAGAUUAAUUCAUAAUAGGUUUAAAUACUUCCUUGACUACCUUAUGACAAUUUUCCUUUUUCACUUAAUGUAUUUUUUUAAUUUUUAAUUUCUUUUUAAAACAUUUUUUUUCAUCCUUGUGACAGGACCAGAAACAUCCUGCCCUUUCAAACAGCAUUGUAAUUUCACUGCGUUCAUGUAUAAAUAAAAAUGAAAUAAUUUUUUAUUUAUUUGUUUUUAUAAAAUUGAAAUGUGCAUUUAGUAUGACUAUAGUAUUUGGCACUAUCAAAAUGAUGUUAAUUCUUGUGCUUCCUAUGAAUCAUCACUUAACAGAUUUGGCUGUGUUGUGGGGUAAUAAAGACAUUUUACCUACAAUGUUGCUUAAUGUAAGGACCAGAUUUAAACAUGCAAUACUCGUAAAACUGCUGUAUUGUUUGCAGAGGCAUGUCAACAAUCUAAUGAACACCAAUGUUUUUGCUUGUGAAGGAAAAUGGCAGAUGCCUUUCGGUGUGGAAAGUCAGCUUGAAUUGUGUAUUUAGAAUCAACUAUUCAAAAUUAUUUUUAAAGAAUUGUACAUCACUCUUAAAAUUUACGUACUUGCUAUUAAAAAUUCAUGUUAAAUAGGUACCCUUCUGUAGUAUUGUCAUGAGAUUGGCAUUAUGAACUACUGUACUUCAUAAUCUUGGCUGCCUGUGUUCUGGAAGACCUUUUACUGAGUGGAAGAAUUUUUAUACUUUUCAGAUAAUACCUAAAUAUUUUUAAACUAACACUAAUAUUCAUUAUUUUUAAUAUACAUAAUAACCCAAGUUGAAUUCCUUAUGUGCAUAUCAUAGUGAUAUCUGAUUUACUUCUCUUUAUUAUGAAAUUGAAUCUGCAAAAAAUACAUUUUACUAUUAGAUGAGUUCUACUUCUGUCAAAAUCAAUCUAUUCACUUUUUGCUUGAUUGUGUUACACCUGCUGAAAUCCCUGAAAUUGAAACUAGAGAAAGGUUUUAUCAGAAGGCAUUCAGAGAGAUGAAUUGGUUUGUAUUAAAACCUGAACUUCUUCAGUAUUUUGUUUAAAUUAUAUAGAGACAUUGACUUUAUUAAUUAUUAUUUAAUGUUGGGAAAUGGCAGUCCUCAUUCCAAAAAGUAAAACUUGCUGAAAAUUGCUAAAAUUUAGAUAGCAUUUAUUUUUUUGUAAUCGGGCAAUUUUUUUAACGUUAUUGUCAAAAUUAGUUUUAAUAUUUAUGUAUUUAUUCAUUCUAAAAGUUGCUAUUAAAACCAUUGAUAAGUGCCUAUAGUGGAAAAAAUUUAUUUGAAUCAUUAGAACAUCUGUGAUGCAUUAAGUGAGAUUUUAUAUAAGAAUGAAUUCCUUUUUUGUUUUUACUGUUUAUUUAAUUUAUUUUUCGAAGUAUUUUAUCUUCAAAUUGGUGAUUUUGGGGAAGGGGGGGGGGAUAUUCCAAAAUAUGAACAUGCAACUGUAAGUACAUGUUUUUUCAGGUGUAUAAUUGCUAUUCACAGCACAAUAUACACAAGUUAAAUUUCAAGACUACUAAUCUAUCUUAACUGUGAAUAUGUAUCUUGUCUUGUUUAAUUUAGGAAAUGAAUUUUCAAAAGUUAAUAGUUUUUAUUCAAAGGACUUGUGUAAGACAAUUUGUGUUGGGUAAUUAAGAAUUUUUUUCUGUUUUGAAACUAUUCAUAUCAGCAAUAAAUAUUCUAUGUGAAGUUUUGGGUUCAGUGCUUUGUGAAUAUUUAACUGAAAUUUUGAGUUGUGAUAUUAGAAAAAUGUGACAGUGGAAAUGUACUCAUUAUAAAUGAAUUAUUGAUGAUACUAUUGUCAACCAAUUAUAUUGUGUGUCAAAACAUUUCUGCAUGAAAUGAAGGAUAUUCAUUAGAUUUUUGUUACUUGUAAUCAUGUUAUUAAAAAAAGAAAUAUUGGUGUUAAAGGCAUCUAUAUUUAAGCUAAUGACUUCAGUAUUUUUGUACUUGUAGAUUUAUGAUUUUAUUGACUAAAAUUAUACAAAUAUAUGUGGAUUUUACAGCAUACUGUGAUGUACUAGGAAAAAUGUUAUGUACAAAAUUUACAAGACUUUGUUCUCAUUGAUGUUCCAUACUAUCAAAUGUAUAUACUAUAAAUCAGCAAUCAAUGUGUGUCCUGUUUAUUUGAAAGCUAGGUUGACUGAAAUAAAUGGACUGUCCAGUUUUUGGUUGUUUAGAAUUUUUUUGCAAAUACAAUAUUGAAAUGUGUUCUUAAUAUUUUUAAUCUUAAAAAUUAACAAAAAGAAAAAAAAGUAACAUAAAAUAAAAAAUUGGGAAAUAUUUAAUUUGGCGCAAAAGAAAAUUUAGAAUUAUGACUUUGAGGGAAAAAUACUACUACUAUUACGAACAGGUUCUAUUAUGAAAUAAUUGACUUUAUUAACUAAGCAGCAAUCUCCUGAAGUUCUCCUAAUAAAAAAGUGUCUAAACAACAAAAGCCCAUAUUUAAUGUAUUGAAAAUUGAGAAGGAUAAAUGAAAAUAGCUCUGCCAGUAAAUUUAGUGUAUUUUCCUCUAUCCUUACAGUUUAAAAGAACAAAUUAAUAUGCUUAGUCAACAACUUGAACCACAACGCUUGAGCUUAU
This is a messenger RNA of Gryllus bimaculatus (two-spotted cricket), 6824 nucleotides long. The record is from the annotation of a GenBank genome assembly. Lineage: Eukaryota; Metazoa; Arthropoda; Insecta; Orthoptera; Gryllidae.